Molecule: messenger RNA, 1789 nt
Organism: Sesamum indicum (sesame)
Lineage: Eukaryota; Viridiplantae; Streptophyta; Magnoliopsida; Lamiales; Pedaliaceae
Product: putative amino acid permease 7
Source: RefSeq, a predicted model, not a curated record
UUUCAAACUUUUUGGAGUGGAUAUGUUAAGUGAAUAGAAUUGGGAAAACUCCAAUCCACUUUUUGGAGUGGGACUGCAAAUCAGGUAACUGACAAAUUGUGUUUGUCAGUGAUUGAUUGGGGAAGCAGUGGCUCUGAAUCACUACCCUACCGGCCCUUGUAUCAUCAUCAUCGUCAUCAUUCUUCCAUUCUAUAUAUAGACACUGCUGUUUCCCUCUUGUGUUUAUAUAUGCUGAAUCAAGCAAAAGUUUACUUGGAUUCCCACAGAAAACAGUAAAUGGAGAUGAUGGAGAUUAACGGCCGCACUUCCUCGCUCAAGGAUCCCAAGACCAGUUUCCAGAUCCCAGAGCUCUCCAACCGAACCGGGACGAUAUGGACGGCGGUUGCGCAUAUCAUAACGGGAGUGAUCGGGGCGGGGGUGUUGUCUCUGGCAUGGAGUACGGCGCAGUUGGGUUGGGUUGCCGGUCCUUUGACUAUAGUCCUCUUCGCAGCCAUCACUCAGAUCUCCAUUUUCCUCGUCUGUGACUGCUACAGGUCACCGGAUCCGGCUUCUGGUCCCAUCCUUAACCGCUCCUUCAUCGAAGCCGUAAAGUUUUUCUUGGGGAAGAAGAAGCAAAGAAUCUGCGCAAUAAUUGUACUGGAGAGCUUCUACGGAUGUGGAGUGGCGUAUACAAUCGUCACGGCGUCCAGUGUGAAAGCGAUUCUACGGUCAGACUGUUACCACGAUGAGGGUCGGGAUGCUGAGUGCAAAUACGGGGACAACAAAUUCAUGUUGGUGUUUGGGUUGAUUCAGGUUAUAGUGUCUCAGAUACCAGAUUUUCACAACAUGGCGUGGCUGUCUGUUAUUGCGGCAAUUAUGUCCUUCUCCUAUGCUUUCAUUGGAUUCGGACUCGGCUUUGCAACUGUAGUUGAAAAUAGAAAGAUCAAGGGAAGCAUCGGAGGCAUCCAAACCCACACUUCUGCUCAAAAAGUCUGGCUAGUUUUUCAGGCACUUGGAGACAUUGCUUUUUCUUAUCCAUACACACAAAUUGUCUUGGAAAUUCAGGAUACUCUCAAGUCACCUCCACCAGAAAACCAGACCAUGAAGAAGGCAACCAUGGCUUCAAUACUCAUCACCACGUUCUUCUACCUCUGCUGUGGAUGCUUUGGAUACGCAGCAUUUGGAGACCAAACGCCUGGGAACCUCUUGACGGGAUUCGGAUUCUAUGAGCCAUAUUGGCUUGUAGACUUUGCUAACGCUUGCAUCAUUCUACAUCUAAUAGGAGGAUACCAGGUGUAUAGUCAGCCGGUAUUUGCAUAUGCAGAAAGAUGGCUUGCUGAGAAGUUCCCCCAGAGUAGAUUCAUCAACAAGUUCUACACUUGUAAACUCCCACUGCUACCGGCCUUUCAGAUGAACAUGUUGAGGCUAUGUUUCCGGACUGCAUACGUUAUUUCAACCACCGGAGUAGCAAUGGUCUUCCCUUAUUUCAACCAGGUUCUGGGAGUUCUGGGAGCACUCAACUUUUGGCCACUUGCUGUGUACUUUCCUGUUGAAAUGUAUUUUGUGCAGUCUAAAACUGGAGCGUGGACGAGAAAGUGGAUUUAUCUUCAAGUGUUCAGCAUGUUUGCUUUGGUUCUGUCAUUGGUGGGCUUGAUUGGAUCUAUUGAAGGAUUAAUGAGGGCGAAAUUUAGCUGAAAAAAGCUGAAAUUGACUGUGAAACUAUUGCUUAUUCCAAGUGUAAUACAAUCUAAAGCUUGUUUCUAAGUUGACAUUAAGGCUUAACUUAAAUCUCUACCUUGCACGUCUCUAA